Messenger RNA from Cryptosporidium ubiquitum, 3174 nucleotides. RefSeq names its product formin 2 domain-containing protein. The record is from RefSeq and is a predicted model, not a curated record. Bases 1 to 3174 code for a protein of 1057 amino acids. Lineage: Eukaryota; Apicomplexa; Conoidasida; Eucoccidiorida; Cryptosporidiidae. The transcript has a single exon.
AUGAUUACAAGCCUAGUGAGCAGAAUACUUGGAAGCUCUGGAACUGGGUCAAGCUCUGGACCAAAUAUUGGAAAUGAUUCAUCUUUGAAGAUUUCAGAAGAGCGCUCAAUAUAUUGUGCGUCAUCUUUAACAACUUUCUAUAGGCCAAAAAGAUUGAAGAUUGCAAUAUUAGAUCACAUUCCAUGUAAUAUAGACAGUUUAAGUAUUGAGUUAUUUACAAUUCAAAAGUCUGGAAAUUUCAAGGAGUUUAUUAUGUCACAUAUUCACGACAUGAAGAAGAGUAAAGUCCCUCGGCAAACUUUGAUAAUGAAUGGAUAUUCAUUUUAUAGCGUUAUCUCAUCUUCUAGAACAGAAAACUGUCAAGAAUGCGCUAACAAUGUUUGUUCAUCUCUGGUUGUAGACUUUACUAGAAAUGCGGAUAAUGGUGAAUCAACUUAUUUAAUUUUUCAGGGAGAGAUGAUUUUGAGGAUUUAUGAUAGAAAGAAUGGACUCAAUAUCUACUCACUAGCAAGGGGAGGAAAUCCGGAUGAUGUGAUACAUAUUACAAAGGACGAUAUUAUAUUAUCUAUCCCCAACUCUUUUGCACCAUCUCAAUGUUUUAAGCUGGAUCUUAUAAUGUAUUCAGCUAUAGGUUGGGCUAGGCAUGACGAAAUUAAUCGCCAUUGCCCUACAUAUAUUAAUUGUUCUUUACCAAAGAAUGAAAAUAUUAAUCAAAAUAAGCAAUUUUCGGUUUCAUUAUCUCAAAAUCUAACUAUUUGUAGCAAAGAAGAAAGUCCAAAGAGAGGUUCUACUACGAAUAAAGAUGAUUCUAAUAUAGAAAAAAUCUCAUGCACAAAUACUUCGACAAAAAAUGAUUCUAAUAAAGGUACAGUCCAUAGUAAUAAAGAAAGGAACAUCCAUCCACUUGCUAAGGCUUUUGGUUCUUUCAAAACUGCAGAACUUAGUAACCAACCCGAUUCCAGUGAUAAUCCAGAGUCCAAUGAAGAUCCAAAGCCCGAAUAUGAGACAGAGUCUGUACCUGAACAGACUUCUGGUUCGAAACCUGGAACUUCUCAGCUGGUUGCAUUGCUGAGAGCAAAAGCUCCCCCAUUACCACUAAAUAUUAAAUCUCCAGGGAAACCAAAAGCCUUUCCUCUCAAAGGAUCAGAAAAGGAUUCAAAGGGUAAGUCCAUUCAGGAUAAAAAGAAGGUUCUUCCAUUGGGUAGAAGAAUUCAUUGGAAGCCAUUAACUGAGGAAAUGGCUCAGAAGACAAUCUUUCGUGAAAUCUUGUAUACUUCCUUAAAUUCUCAUACCCAGUCUCCUCCUGUCUCUCCUAGCGACUCCAGUAAUUUGAGUUCACCUGUGAAUUCUUCAAUCGAAGAUCUUCAACUGAAUAUUAUGGAUGAAUCAAAGACAGGAACGGCUUCUCCUGAACCAGAUUCUGUUUCUCCAAUGGCUAUAACGGAUAUUCACAUGGCAAAUACUCUGGUUCAUAUGGAAACUUUAUCUAGAGUGUUCACAAAAACAGGGAAUACAAUGGGAGCCCAAGGAGGAACUUUAGAAAGAUUGAAUACUGGUGAAUAUAAAGAAGUUUCUAAUAAAAUUUCUUCACCAGGAAGUUUUAACAGCCCUGAUUUACUUAACCAGGAUAAAUGUUCGGAUCUUUCAAGUCAAACCAAAAAAUCUUACGAUAAUAAAAAUGGAAGGAGUAGCAAAUCAUCAAAGGAUGAACAAAUUAGUCAAUCCAGUAAUACUUCAUCUCAAAAACAGCUACCUCUGACAUUCUUGUCACAAAAAAGAGCUCAGAAUAUGGCAAUAGUUUUGGCCAGGUUAUCAGUACCAACAGAUUAUAUUAUAGAGAUAUUAAACUCUUUCAAUAUUUCUAGUUUGACUCUUGAAGAUUAUGAAAGAAUCGAACAAGUUCUACCAACAGAAAUGGAAUUGGAGAAAAUCAAAAGUAAUUCAAAACAAGAGCUUCACCAACUAGAACAGUUUUUAAGCCAAUUUUCUCAUAUUUCAAAUCCAAUGACGAGACUACGUUUCCUCAAGUUUGAACACAUUCUUGACGCAUCAGAAUUUGACAUUCAAAGAAAUUUAAAUACUCUUUAUUCAGCUUCAGUUCAAAUUAGAAACUCAAACAAAUUGAGAUUAAUUUUAAAAGCUUUCUUACUUCUGGGAAAUUAUGUAAAUCAUGGAAUUAAUUUUUCCACAAUGAGUAAUAUAUCUUCAAUUUCCCAUGUUGCUAAUAAUGGUUCUAUUAAUUGGUCACUACUCGAAACUAAAGGUUUCUCUUUUUCAUCACUAUUAAGAUUAGUUGAAUUUAAAACAACCAUUGAUCCUUCAUUUACUGCUCUUCAUUAUAUUAUAGCCAAUUUAUCUCUAACAAAUCCAAAGCUUAAUUUAAACCAGUUUUCAACAGACCUACAUGCAGUUUCAGAAGCCUCAAAGAUUUCAGUGGAAGCUUUGUUCUCUUGUAUUAAUGAUAUGAGAAAAGAACUUGCUAUUUUAGAAGUAGAAAAGCAAAAAUUCACCAAUGACAGAGUUGAGAAUCUUUUCGAGUCAUACUCAAAACGUCUAGAUGCUUUAGUUGAAGGCUACCAUAGAAUUGUUGAGAAGGUUGUAGAUACUGCCUUAUAUUUUGGCCAAAAUUUACCUGAGGGGAACAGGGCAUCAAUAAUUCAACCAUUUUUUGAAACUAUGAACAUAUUUAUAUUACAAUUUUCAUCAUGCUGUAAAGAUAUAAGAGAAAAACCAUCAAGAUUUUCUCCUUUACUUGUUGAUUCCUCAUUAGUUUUCCCAAAUGACAAAAGUUUAAACUCUUCAAGUUUAAGUUUAAUUCACGCUCCAUCAAAGAUCAACUCUACAAACACUAGUUCAAUAUCCUCAACACCCUUAGUUGAAAACUCUCCAAAUGAGUCAUUGGUAAAAAUUCCAGAUAUUACUGAUUCCAAUUGUCCUGAAAAGACAGAAAAUAAAGUUUUGGAUAAAAAAGAGAUUCAACCCCAAUACAAUUCAAAUUCAAAAAACAGUAAAUACAAGGAGUCAUUCUCAUCUAACAUGAAUAACAAGAGUAAAAAGGAAGCUGAAAACCUUAUAAUAAUUCAUUCUUCAAGAAAUAAUGCUAUAAAACUACCUAUUAGACCUCCUCCUCCCAUUACUUUGAAGAAUCCCAAACAAGCUAAUUACCCAUUAUAA